ACUCCAACUUUUGGUGGCUGCAGAGCCUAACUUCUAGCCCAAGUCACGAUGACAAUGGCGAGCGCUUUGGUACUACUUGCCUACUCGUGCUUCAUUGCUGUGUGUGCGGCAUUCACCCACGCUGUCGACGACAUCACGCCUUCGUACACUGUACACAAGACAACAGCGCCGCCCACCCUACACAACACAACAGCACCCCCAACCUCUACAAAACCAUGUACAAAAACUACCUCAGAGUAUUACAUGCCAUCGUACUCCCCAGUCGUAAUCAGUGUCACGGAAACAGCAGUACUCACUGUGCUCAUGCAUGUCACUCCCUUUCCAAACGGUACUACAGCCACCCGUUUUGAAACUGUUGGUGACAAGGCCAUGACAACGAGCGACGAGGCGAUGAUGGCUUUGCCAACCAAUGAAUCCCCCACCGAUGGAUUUACAGCCAGCGCAUCUACCACUGAAGAUCAGUAUAGAGUCUCGAAUAGCUCUACGACGUAUACCAAAUAUUCCACGCCAUAUUCCACAUUUACAAAACCAAAUCCAGUGCCGAGUUUGACCACAGAGUCUUGUUCAUUUACAACAACCUUCACCAUUACUUUACAUCCAUACAUUCCUCCAACAUCUGAGAUCGUAACCGCGACAGCAAUCACGGUAUCAACUCUCUUCGACUAUGACUACCUUACUCCGCAUACCCCCAUUGUGAAUCCAACACCAACAGCCACGCCAAACCCAGGUUUGGACUCUCCACCAGGCCCUUCAAAGACCGGUCCACCAUUCAAGCCUGGCCCCACAUCAAAGACUCCGCCAGGUACCACACAAGAUAGCCCGGCCCAACCUGGACCUUCGCCUGCGAACCCACCCGCACACCCUCAGGAGUCCACCAAAGGUCUCCCGGAAGUUAACCCAGUAGACCCGACCUUUUCUAAAGUAGUUGUGAGACCACCCAUCACCGGUGCACCGGGACCCAAACCUACCAAUGACGCCACACAUCCACCGAUUGUCACAUUACCAGGAGCCGGUCCUAUCGUAAUUGACCCGUCACGCUCUGAAAUUGUGAUUAGCGGAACCACGAAUAGAUUCAAUCCAGGCCAACAAACAACUAUCAACAACGUGCCAAUUUCCUUUGACAGCUCCGCCGGAUUUGUGGUGGUUGGUGGUACCAGAACAAUUGGACUGCCGCCAAUGACCCCAGCGCCCAUUGCAGCACCCGUUGUUAUUGGCGGUACGACCGUGGAUAUUGAUGAUCUAGUACCGGGACUGCAGCCUGGUCAAAUAACCACCAUUGGUACCAAUACCAUCUCGCUCGACGAAUCUAGCUCUUUUCUCAUAGUAGAUGGCACGCGUUCUAUCCCGCUAAAUCAGGAAACAUCCAUACCCAGUACUUCCACACUCGAUGUUAACGGAGUACCCAUCCCUGUGGGACAGCUCGCUACAGAGCUAGACGUUGGCGAAACAACCGUCAUCGGAAGCAUAACUGUUUCACGCGAUGAUGUCGGCUUGGUCGUCGGUACUACUACCAUCCCUCUCCCAACGAAAACAGAUGAGAUCGUCGUAGGAGGCACAACGAUAUCCCCCGACGCACUCCCAUCUGGCUUCUCCUUUAUACCAACCGCAUCUGGCGGCGGCCUGCUACUUCCCAACGGCAACACACUAUUGCCAGGUGGAGAGACGACAAUUGAUGGCAUGGAAGUUUCGCUUUUGCCCGGAGAGACACCUGUUGCCGUUAUCGAGGAUUCAAUAUCUAUUACAGCGACCGAGACUCCUGAGAGUACUACUGCAUCAUCCUCUUGCAGUGGCCUAACAUGCGGUCAGCCAACCAGGACGCUGACCAGCCCAACGGGAGACAAUACCGCAGCUUCGUCAGCGGAUGUUUUAUUGAGUGGGAAGUGGUCCGACUUUGUUUUUGCAAGCAUGUUUGUUGGCGUUUUUAUCCACUGGGCUUAAAUGAUGAUUGGGCAUCAUCUUUGGGAUUGAAAGCAUAAUGUUUUGUAUGAUAAUGAUGUUGUUGCAUUUUACCUUCAAUGUUUUUUUUUUCUCACAUGGGAACGAGGAUUUCGCUCUUCAUUGAGCCGAGAAUUAAUUUUAGCCAGGAGAAAAAGCUCUUUUGGAAACCGUAUGCAUUGCAUGGAAAAAAUCAAAUAAAACAAUUUCCAGCGAUAUGAAGCA
Molecule: messenger RNA, 2160 nt
Organism: Bipolaris maydis ATCC 48331
Lineage: Eukaryota; Fungi; Ascomycota; Dothideomycetes; Pleosporales; Pleosporaceae
Source: RefSeq, a predicted model, not a curated record